Molecule: messenger RNA, 672 nt
Organism: Symbiodinium sp. CCMP2592
Lineage: Eukaryota; Dinophyceae; Suessiales; Symbiodiniaceae
Source: the annotation of a GenBank genome assembly
AUGUCGCUGUGUGAAAAACGUUGGACAACCACCGACACAUGGAGUGAAUGCCGACAGUUAGUACCGGAUGUCGUUACUCUGAAUUCUGUUCUUGCAAACUGUUGGCACGCCGAGACUAUUCCGUACUGUGCUUCGCUUUCUCAAAUAGCAGGACCAAGACGGCCCUGCAGCUGGGCCUUUCGCGGUACACGAACCUCCGGGUUCGGCAGAACAAGAAGGGCCAGCUGCAAUUGCAGCCGUCUCAGUUUACCUGGAACAAAUCGACAAAGUGAGUUCCUAGCAGUUAUCCUGCCAAGGCCAGCAGAGUCGGCCGCACUUUACGCGUCGGCCGACAUCACCGGGACGCUUCAGCCCGAUGAGUGCUACAUCAUCAAGGGCAACAAGGCGUACAUCGGGCCUGUUGCCGUUUGGCGAUACCCGAGUCAUGGCCCAGCCGACAUCGGCAUUCUGCAGGCCAAGCAGCCACCGGCAGGGAUGGCGCUUCCACGAGUCUCGUUUGCAGGCAACGCAAUGGUGUUGAGCAAAUGGGGCGACGUCAGCAAGAAGUGGGCUGACGGAGAUCUCGACGGAGACUUGAAUUUCGCAUCGAGCCCAGUCUGCUUCUUGGCUGCUCUGGUCCGGCUGAUCCAGGACACCGCCCCGUACGUGGAUGCGCAGGACUACGAGGCUUGA